Messenger RNA from Exophiala mesophila, 2802 nucleotides. RefSeq lists its product as uncharacterized. The record is from RefSeq and is a predicted model, not a curated record. The transcript has 3 exons. NCBI's taxonomy places the organism in Eukaryota, Fungi, Ascomycota, Eurotiomycetes, Chaetothyriales, Herpotrichiellaceae. Bases 302 to 1456 code for a protein of 384 amino acids.
CCCACAUCUCAACUCAGAUCCUCUACCACAUCUCAUCUUUCAGCCUAUUUCCCAUGUUCUAUUCUACCUGCACACAUAAAAGGACUAGAACCUGCGCCUUGAUCUCUCCUCUCAGGACUCCUCCUUACCCUGCAGCUUUCGUCCUGUCCAAUUCUCCGUUGAUAAGUUGCAGGCCACUACCGAAACUCGAUUCCACAUGAUCAGAUCCUAGCCAUAAGCCGAACUCUACCUGAACUCCCACGGCACCUAUUCUUUACUCGGCACCCAAAGCUCAACCUCCUCCCCCUCCCGGGACUUCUUCAUGAGUCAAACGCCGAAUGCUUGGGACGAUGGCUGGUCCAAAUCUGCAGACAAGCCGGUGACAGCGCAGGACACAGCGCCCAAAAAGCUCUCAUCCAAAGCAACCAAGGCGCAGAAAAGAGCCCAACAACUCGAGUUCAACAGACAACUGUGGGCUGAGGCCGAAGGACCCAAAGAACCGAACUACUACCUCGAAUCUCGCAACGUGGUACCACUAGCCAGCGAGUUCAAACCCCCACCAAUCCUCCUCUCUCGAAAAGGCCCCAUCAUCCAACGCAAACCGCCCAUCAACGGCCUUGAAAACCUCCACCUCGAUGGAAGUGGAAACUCCAAUUCCCAGUUUAACGAUAAUGGAACCAGUGGCGCAAACCAGGAAUCUUCUGACGAUGAAGAAGAGAUCAAGGUCAAAGAAUUGACGUUAGCGGAACGACAGGCACAAGCUGCUCGAGAUCGAGAGGAGAAACAGCGCAAAUAUGAGGAACGUCGACAAGAAUUAUUUGGAACGGCAUCCGCGACAUCGACGUCGACGUCGACGUACAGUAGUGGGAACAUCUCGUCGCAACAAUCGCCUAUCGGCGCUGGCGGAGGCGGCUUCAACCAUAACCAUAACCAUAACCAUAACCAUAACUACAACCACAACCACCACGCACUCAAUCGAUCAGGAACAUCAACACCAUCCAGUCUGACCCCUCCUGGCUCUCGAUCAGCCACACCAAAUCGCGGACGUGGCGGAAGAACCAGCGGACGAGGACGAGGCGGUGGUGGUGGUGGUAAUAAUGGAGCUGGUCUCCAUGGCCCUUCACCUUCCCCCAUCCCAAACUCUACCUCAGGAUCAUUUCAAAAUCCGACAUCGACAUCCUCAUCAUCAUCGUCAAGGACACAUUCCCAUUCACGAACCGCCCAACAACAACAGCAACGAGACCAUCAUCAUCAUCAUCAUCUUCUCUACGAUCCAAACACAUCCACCUCCAACAGGCCCUCCGCCCGUGAAAACAGUCGCUCAUCUUCACCUUAUUUCCAUAGCAGUCGUACGUCAACUCCAAUAUCGAAUGAAAUCCAUCCGGUCCGUAUGCCUAGAGGUCCGGAUGGGAGUGGAAGAGGGGGAUUUGGAUUUUCGACCUCACAACAUCGAUUAGGAGGGCCUGGGACGGCUUAAAAAAAAGGAGAACAAGAAGAAGCUGGAUUUUUUAGAAUCAAUCUAAUCGACCUUCCAUUACCGAGGCGUCUUAGCUGGAUAUAACAUCCGGUAUCCUUUCUAGACGGUGGAGAGGAUGAUUAAACUCGAAUAUUUCAGUCGGAAAUAUUCGACCAAUUCUCAAGAGAGGCAAGCUAAGCCAAGUCAAAUCGCAGCUUCAGCUUCAGCUUCCUCCCUACGAACUUUUAUGAUGUACAGAAUGAUGGUGUUUGUUACAUUCACACCGACAGCGUCCAAGUCCUUUUGACUGACCAAGUCCUCCAUGUCACCAAUUAUGCCGUUAGUCUCUUCUCUGCGUCUCCCUCAUUGACACCAAGAUGACCCCAAACGUCGCCUCCAAGACCAAAACCUUCCUGAGCAACCACGCGUUUGGCAUAAUCAAUUUCCACGAUCGCUUUCGGCUUUUCAAUGCCGUCUUCAUCACCCACUGGUUUGGUGAAGCUGUCCCAGCCAUCUUCGCCCACGCCACGAUAGACACCAUGGUAGGAAUUCUCGUCACUGAUUGUUCGGCGAAUUCGCUCGUCUCCUUCGAUAGCAUCAACCCAUCGACGCCAUCUUGUGCCCACUUCUGGACGGGGGAAGUUGCGAUAGUAUGAAAGCACUCGCGACAAACGGAUGAUCCACGGUGCGAAAACCACAUCGACAUAGCCGAGGUCGUUACCCAGAAAGAAUGGGCCCGUCGCAUGGCUGGCAUUGACCAGAGAAGUAAUGUUCUCCUGUAGUGUUGCCACUAACAUGGUGUGUUGUGCCGUGUUUCUCCUUGUCUGGAAAUCACCCUCCUCGUCGAAUCCAUCCAGCUGGCUUUGCGGACUCGGUGGGGGCGUCAACAAGAGGCUGUAGAAACUCGGGAGGAUCUUUCGGUUGAUAUGGUCCGUCCAUAGUCGGCAAUGCGCCCGUAAUUGCGGGUUCGCUAGAGGUAACAAGGGAUGUCCCAUAGACAAAUCCUCCAGGUACUCCAGUAUCACGCCGCUUUCCCAAAUCGCCCAGUUUCCAUGCUUGAUGCAGGGGAUGUUGCCUUCAGGAUUCACGGCCAACAUCUCUGCGGGUCGAAAUUUGUCCAGGUGGUCUGGCAUGAUUUCCACCAUCUGGUAAGGGAUACCCUUGAGCUCCAGAGCAAUCCAGACUCGCUGUGCAAAGGGGCAGAAACCGUUGGCAAAGAAGGUGAUUUUAGAUGAUGCGGGUUGAGCAUGCGAACGUGCUGUGACCCAAGCCAUGCCACUGGCACGAAAGGUCGGUGUAAUGGAUUCGGUGGCGGCUGUUUGAUUUGGAUUGGGAGGGGGCGCGUUUGCGUUGAGUUUCUGUACAAG